This is a messenger RNA of Melopsittacus undulatus (budgerigar), 546 nucleotides long. Its product is annotated as gallinacin-5-like. NCBI's taxonomy places the organism in Eukaryota, Metazoa, Chordata, Aves, Psittaciformes, Psittaculidae. The transcript has 4 exons. Gene Ontology annotation, cellular component: extracellular region. Bases 105 to 350 code for a protein of 81 amino acids. Gene Ontology annotation, biological process: cell chemotaxis; defense response to bacterium. The record is from RefSeq and is a predicted model, not a curated record. Gene Ontology annotation, molecular function: chemoattractant activity; CCR6 chemokine receptor binding.
GGAAUACAGAGCUCCUUUGUGUUGCUAAAGCAGAUUGCCUGCCAAGGUCUAACGAACAGGGAUGCAGUGUGUCCUAAGACGUGUCCAGCAAACCACAGCACUGGAUGACCCUUAUGCAAGAGCAGCGAACCUGCCAGCAGCUCCCAGCCAUGCGGAUCCUGCCUCUCCUCUGUGCUCUUCUCCUCCUGGUGCUCCAGGGAGCAGCAGGGAAGACCCUGUCCUGGGGUUCACCCCAGGACUGUGAGCGCCGUGGGGGCUUCUGCUCUCAUGGGUCGUGCCCGCCGGGGAUCGGUCGCGUUGGCCUCUGCUCUGAGCACGAGUUCUGCUGUCGGAGCCGCUGGUAUCCUUGAUGGGCUCCUGACUUUCCGAUGCCGAUAUCCAAGCAACAGUCUGAGACCAGCCUGUGUCCUCACAGCAUGCUCGGGGCGAUGUUGUAUGAAGGCACUGAACACCAUUGGGAGCAGCAGCAAUCCUGGAUAGAUGGACCAUGGUCCUGUGGGAAUUCCCUUAUCCAAUGUCCCCAAUACAAGGUGGUGGUUGGCAUUC